AUGCAAUGGUUUUACAUGGAGACUAGGAGCUGUUGGAGACUGGAAAUUCCUCAGUACUUCAUGCUUGCUUUCAAUGACGAUCAUUGUGUGAUGAAGACUGAUACAAUUGAUCCAUCGCUUAUCGUUGCAUGUGGAAUUCUCCCGAAAAUCUCUCCUUUUCCUAAUUCCAUCCUUUUUCAGACGAAACUAUGUUCCUUUUCUUCCAACAGCAUCUCCUUAUCCUCCAGAAAGACCAAAACUCUUGAUGGGACAUGGAAACUCAAGUCUGCUGAAGAAGGAGAAACAUCUGUUUCCCAACAAGAGGACCCUGUUGUUGCUGAACAACAAGACUCGGUUUCUGUUCCUGUCUCUCCUUCAGACACUCUCAGAAUGUACUUCCAGGCAGAUGGAAUGUUGAAUGAAGCUGAAAUUCCAAAGGUGACCAAGGCACUAGAGGGUGCUGAAGGCGUUUCCAACUUGAAGGUUCAAGUCCUCGAGGUAUUGGCACUGUUGAGUUAAUGAAACAGACAACGGUCCAAGCUACCGGAGUUGCAUCCAAUUUGGUCGAGAUCAUACAGGGUGCAGGAUUCAAGUUACAAAUUGAAUCUGAGUUUCGAUGAUGAAGAAGACAUUCUUGUGUAGAUCUCGCAUUUAGAUUUUAAAAAAACUCGUGUCUUUGAAGUCCUGAGCUCCUUUAUUUUGAUUCAACUAUUCAAGAUGAUAUUCUUGUUAGAGAAAAAUUGUUCAAAAUGAAAAUGUAAGCCUUUGCUUUUAUAA
This is a messenger RNA of Hibiscus syriacus, 756 nucleotides long. RefSeq lists its product as uncharacterized. The record is from RefSeq and is a predicted model, not a curated record. Gene Ontology annotation, cellular component: chloroplast. The transcript is spliced from 5 exons. NCBI's taxonomy places the organism in Eukaryota, Viridiplantae, Streptophyta, Magnoliopsida, Malvales, Malvaceae. The coding region runs from base 1 to 498 and encodes 165 amino acids.